CUUUUGCCUUUUGGGCUAAUAACAUGAUCCGUUUUGUAAAUGGGCGGUUUAUGAUUUGACUCAUCUUUGUCGUUGAGUUCUGCACUCAAAACUGUGAAACAAUGGCAGCAACAACAACUCUUCGUUUCUCUCUCCUCAGUAUCAAUCUUCAAAGGAGACUCUUAUCAUCUUCUUCAAUCAACACUAAUAAACACACUCAAAACAAAUUUUUGCAGAAAAAGUUCAAUCACCCAGUUCAUAAUGAGGAAAUUAUAAACCAAUUAUGCAGAAAUGGAAGAUUCAAGGAAGCCAUUGAUAUAUUAUGCGAGAAAAAGCUUCUUAAAGAAGCUAUUCAAUUGCUGGGUCACAUUCAUCGUCCUUCUGCUUCUAUUUACUCUUCUCUGUUACUUUCUUGUCUUCAACAAAGAGCCCUUCAAGAGGGAAGAAGGGUUCAUGGUCAUAUCAAAGCUUCGGAUUUUAUUCCUGGAAUUUUUAUAUCGAAUCGUUUGAUGGAUAUGUAUGUAAAAUGUGGGAGUUUUAGGGAUGCCCAGAAGGUGUUUGAUGAAAUGUCUGAGAGAGACUUGUGUUCUUGGAAUACUAUGAUUAAAGGGUAUGCCAAAAUAGGGAAGGUAGAAAACGCACGUAAGUUGUUCGAUGAAAUGCCGAACAGAGAUGGGUUUUCUUGGACUGCUAUGAUAUCGUGUUAUGUUCAACAUGGGAGGCCAAAGGAGGCAUUGAAUUUGUAUAGGGAAAUGCAGAGUUUUGGGAAUUUGGAUUCUAACAAGUUUACAAUGUCAAGUGUGAUAGCUGCUUCUGCUGCUUUACCGAGUUUACUAUCUGGGAAAGAGAUUCAUGGGCGUAUAUUGAGAUUGGGUUUGGAAUCUGAUUCCGCGGUUUGGAGUGCACUGUCUGAUAUGUAUGCUAAAUGUGGCUGUGUUGAAGGAGCUAGGCGUAUAUUUGAUAAAACUGUGGACCGAGAUGUUGUUUCUUGGACAGCAAUGAUAGAUGGAUAUUUUGAGGAUGGGAAGUGGAAAGACGGGUUCACAUUGUUGGCAGAUAUGUUGAGGUCUCGAAUCAGACCAAAUGAGUUUACAUUUGCAGGGGUUUUAAAUGCGUGUGCAGAUCAAGCUUUGGAGAAUGUAGGGAAGCAGGUCCAUGGGAAUAUGAUCAGGAUUGGUGUUAAUCCAGAUUCAUUUGCUGCAAGUGCACUUGUUCAUAUGUAUUCCAAGUGUGGGAAUGUCAGGAGUGCAAGAAAGGCUUUUGAAGGACUGUCUACACCUGAUUUAGUAUCAUGGACUUCACUUAUUGUUGGAUUUGCACAGAAUGGUCAUACAGAGGAAUCUUUGGAGCUCUUUGAGUUGAUGCUCAGAUCAGAUACUCAGCCUGAUCAUGUCACUUUUGUUGGAGUUCUUUCUGCCUGUACUCAUGCAGGAUUAGUCGAGAAGGGGAUUGAAUAUUUCCACUCAAUCAAGGAUCGCCAUGGACUAACACCAAUUGUAGAACACUAUUCUUGCCUCAUUGAUCUACUGAGCCGAGCUGGCCGUUUCAAGGAAGCUGAAGAAUACAUUAAUAAAAUGCCUAUGAAGCCUGACAAAUUUUUGUGGGCUUCUCUUCUUGGUGGCUGUAGAAUUCAUAAAAAUGUGGAACUAGCAGAACAAGCAGCAAAAGCGUUGUUUGAGAUGGAACCUGAAAAUGCUGCAACAUAUGCAACUUUGGCCAACAUAUAUGCCACUGCAGGUCGAUGGGAGGAAGUGGAAAAAGUCAGAAAAAUGAUGGAUAAUAGAGGGGUGGUCAAGAAGCCAGGCUUGAGUUGGGUUGAGGUCCAGAGACAGGUCCACAGGUUUCUUGUGGGUGAUAUUUCUCAUCCCAAUUACAAUCAAAUCCAUGCAUUCUUGACAGAGAUCUCAAAAAAGAUGAAGCAAGAAGGCUAUGUGCCAGACACUGACUUUGUACUGCAUGAUGUAGAAGAAGAACAAAAGGAGCAGAAUUUGUCCUACCACAGUGAGAAGCUUGCAGUUGCUUUCGGAAUCAUCUCUACUCCACCUGGGACACCAAUCAAGGUGUAUAAGAAUUUAAGAACCUGUGUAGACUGUCAUACUGCAAUCAAAUUUAUUUCUAGGAUUACCAAAAGAAAAAUCAUUGUGAGGGAUUCAAACAGGUUCCACUUUUUUGAGGACGGAAGCUGCUCUUGUAGUGACUAUUGGUGAAGUAUAUGUUAAGUGAAUACUUGGAUUUUGCUCAUCCCAGGCCAAGUCCUGAUUCAUUAGUCUGGGUUAUCUACGCUUCAGUUGAGGUUUAAGAAUUGUCAGCUGCAAAUUCUUCCUGUAGUGUGCCUCUUGUCAGAGAAUGAUAGCUACCCUUGGUGUAUCUUACCAGUGCCAAUCACUAGAAAUGGACAAAAAAAAUCUGGUCUUUUAAUGACCUUAUUAUAUACAAUAUGAUCUGUGCAAAAAUGUCAUCUAUACCAUCCUGGAGCAGAUGCAUUCUGGAAUCCUCAUGAUCAUCAGUAGUGUAUUAUCAGCUCUCAGAGCGUGUAUUAACUUUGGUACUUCCAGAAACUUGCACUGACAGUGUCUCAGUCAGUCUGUCACAGAAGGAAAUCGCAAUGAUAGAAGUUGCUGCGGCAGUUACCAAAGGCGGCGAUAUCUGCAGUACCCUUAAUGCUAUAUAUAUUGACCCCGGGACAGAUUGUGGUAGUAAUGGUAAAUGUUCUGUAAUCAGUCCUACAGAAGGUUUUACUUGCAUCUUGGAUGCCAUUGAUGGUAUCCGUCAAGGGAAGGUUGUUUCUUUGUUUUUUUAGUCUUUCUCUCUCUCUUUUUAUUAUUUAUGCUAAUUUGGGAGGUUUGAGAGGUGUAGAGGGUUAUCUGCAAUUCACCUUGUAUUAUUUUCACUUUCUACCUUUCUCAAUUGUUUAUCUUAUGAGUGUGCUUAUGCAAUGCUUUCUGUAGCCAUCGUAUCCCAUAUUAGCUCCAGUGUCUGCAGCAAAUGUAUUGUUAAAGGUGGAAAACUGAAUUCGAAAUAAAGUUCAAACUUUAACUGGAAAUACAAAAUGGGCAAUAUCCUCUACAUGUUUAUGGGAGUAAAAUUAGUAAUUAAUAUUAAAUAGUCCCUCCUUGAAUAUUUAUCUUUUUCUGUUUCAAGGUAUAAUUAGGGCAACUUAGACAAUCAUUCUCUUCAUCUCAUCUGUUCUUUGCAGAUGGUGAUCAUUUUAGGUAAAGAAAAGAGAGAAAAUAAAGGGUUUCUAAUGGUGGCAGCUUCACAUAUAUCACCUGAAGUUACAGACUAUUUUAUGAGGCGAGGAUCUGGGAUAAUCUAUGUGACAACAAAAGAGGGAGACUUAGAGAGACAGCAGGACCCCUGUAUGAAUGUGGAACGGGCCACUACUGCUUGCAUUAAUGACUUGGCAACCACCUGGCUUUAGCAUCAACGGAGUCCAAAAUUGAGGACUUCUGCUGCUCAGGUCCUGUUUCCUUAGUCCUUACUAAAGUAUAGAGAGGGAGGGGUUCUGGAAAGAGCUGGGCACGGAGAAGCUGCUGUAGAUCUUGCUGUGCUUGCUGGGCUAGAACCAGUUGGGGUUUUGUGCGAGCUUUCUUGUGAAGAUGACUCAACAGAGAGACUUACCAAGCUUCAUGAAUUUGCUAACAAGGAGAAACUGAAAAUCAUAUCUAUCACUGAUCUCAUAUGGCACAGAAGGGUAAAUAAUAUAUUGAUUAAUCAUACUGCAAGUGCAAGUAUUCCUACUACACGGGGCACAUUUACAGCUCACUGUUACCUGUCAAUCAUGGAUGGCAUUGAGCAUAUUGCAAUGGUCAAGGGUGCAAUAGAAGAUGGCCAAGAUGUCCUUGUGAGGGUACAUUCUGAAUGUGUAACAGGGGACAUAUUUGGCUCAGCCAGAUGCGACUGUGGGGAUCAACUUGCACUUGCAAUGCAGCUAAUUGAGGAAGCUGGCAGAGGUGUAUUGGUUUACAAUCGUGGGCAUGAAGGAAGGGGCAUUGGUUUGGGAAACAAACUUCGUGCUUAUACUUUUGCAGGACGCUGGACUGGACACUGUUGAUGCUAAUAUAGAGCUUGGUUUACCUGUGGACUCACGCGAGUAUCACAUUAGUGCAUAGAUACUGAGGCAUCUUGGAGUUCGAUCAUUGAGGCUAUUGACAAACAAUCCUGUGAAAUGUGUUGAGCUCCGUAACUAUGGUCUUGCUGUUAUUAAGAGAAUACCAGUUGUCACUACUGUCACAAAGGAGAAUGAGAGAUAUCUGGAAACAAAACGUGCUAAGAUGAACCAUGUGUUUGGCCUUGGAUCUGAUAUAUGUACGUGUAACAUUAUCAAAUGGUAGUUAGCUGCCUGCUGAGCACUGGAAUGCACUGGCUACUUUUCAUUAUCAGUGAUGAAGCGGCUUGUUUUCAUGAUAGUGGACCAGUAUUAUCAAUUAAAGAAAUCCAGGAUUUUGUUUAAUUUAUGCAAGCUAAAUUCUGCGCUCUGUACGUGCUUCAUGCAUAUAUUUACUCUUCUUUGGCUUCUGUAAUUAGAUAUGGCAGAUUGCGCAAAUUCUGGUUUGGUUUCAGCUCGAUUUCGGGUUUUGAGUAUAUGCUCAAAUUUGGUUUUUGUAAAAUUACAGUACAGUUUCUAAUUAUGAUUGAUGGAUUAAAUUGGGUUAUUUGAGUUCAA
Messenger RNA from Chenopodium quinoa (quinoa), 4645 nucleotides. RefSeq names its product pentatricopeptide repeat-containing protein At4g37170-like. The record is from RefSeq and is a predicted model, not a curated record. Gene Ontology annotation, molecular function: zinc ion binding; RNA binding; protein binding. NCBI's taxonomy places the organism in Eukaryota, Viridiplantae, Streptophyta, Magnoliopsida, Caryophyllales, Amaranthaceae. Gene Ontology annotation, biological process: RNA modification. The transcript is spliced from 7 exons. Bases 102 to 2186 code for a protein of 694 amino acids.